CAGCUCAUUACGCUCGUUUUACUAGCCGGACUCUGGCUAGAACAUAAUUGGAUGUCACCCGAGAAUCUUGUAGGCCUCAACAUGGCGAGAAAGAAGCUCCACGCGAGGCUGAUGCGGUCAAGCAAAGCCAAUUUCCGGAUCACGUUUUACAUUUACAUGGACCCAAGUCUCGCCGCUGAAAACAGCAAGCUCCUCGCCCGAGCCUUCAACGAUCCAUCCCGCGGGGGCAAGUUUCGCGAGGUCAAGACGGAAGAAGACGGGAUCUCAAGCCAGGAAACAAUAGACCUCGUCGCCAUACAAAUAUCAACCCAGAUCGCCGCCACCGCCAUCCCAGUCGCCUCAGGUCGUGCCGGAAUCCUAGCCGAGAAACGGGCGGUUCGCAAGUUUUGCACCGACACGUACCAGCUGCUCCACAACCCGGCGUUUGUCAACCGCGCCCUGGGCCUGCCCACCACGGCCCCGCUGCCGUGGACACACGUGCGCAUCUGGCGGACCGACGUCGGGCCCCAGGACCCCUGCCAUACGGACAAGUACUACCUCCCGCAGGCCUGGUGGCCGUGGAUCGCUGGCCCCCAGUCGGCGCACCCAGCCGUUGCCCCGGGCAUGGCGUGCUUUAGGGUCUUGGCUCGGGCCGCGACCUGCUGCGUCGCGUCGGGGCCGUCCCUGUCGCCGGUGGUGUUUGAGCAGCCCUGGUGCCUGGGCGCGUACGGCGUUGUGCUGACGAGGAUGAUUACGAGGUUCUCUCGUGGCGCGGAUGAGCUCUACCGCGAGAUGGACGCCGCCCUCGGUCCUGGUAGCAAGGUGCCUGGCGGCCAGGCCGCGGCGGACCUGAUCUACAGCCUGAGCCGGGAUAUGCAAAACGUCGUGGCGGUCCUGCGCAGGAAGCACUGGGACCAUUUUGGUCAGCCGUCGCGGAGCUGUCGGUUGCGCAGCAGGUACAACAUUUGGAUAGGCGGCCGGCAGCACGAUGCGAGGAGGGUUUUUGAGAGACAGCUCCUCGAAGUCCAGCAAAGCAUGACCGCCGCAACCACCACCCUGCGCACCCUGGCCAUGACGACACGCCUGUCCAGCUCACAUGGAAAGGUAUCAGCGAGCCUCGUGUCUGUAUUGGCCGCGACUCGGGUCAAGAUGAUGACGCCCGCCGAACGGCAGGCCGUGCUCGCGUUUGUCGCGCGGGCCUAUAUGCCCUCGACGGCGGCGGCGGCGCACGACUACAACAGCAGCGAUGCACAACCACACCCCUCGGAGACGAUGGUGCGAAACGCGCUGGUGCGCAGCGCGCAGCAGUGGGCGGGCGAGCACGACGAGGCGCGGCGGCACCUGCGCGGCCUGCUCGGUAUGUGGUGGGACGUCGAGGCCUGGCUGGACCCGGCAGCGGUGAACGACGACAACCGCGCCACGGUUGAGGAUGCGCUGGCGCCGCCGGCGUGGGGAGGACUGCCCGAGCGCUGCGGCGGCCUGGGGCGGCCCGGCUGGGUUUUGAGCUCUGCGGAGGCGGCGCGGUCGGUGGUCCACGUGCCGUUCCCAGGAGCAGGGGUUGCGGAGACGCGCGGCGACACCGAGUCGAACAGUGAUGGCAGCGGCACGCUAUGCGGCUCCUCGGAGGAAGCAACUCACUCGGCCAACUGGAGGGUCGUUUCGGCGGAGCACGAUGGGGUGCCGCCGAGCUGGGUGCGGCAGGCGCGCGAGAUUCGUGGGAUGCAGUGGGUGAUGAUUUGA
Messenger RNA from Pyricularia pennisetigena, 1719 nucleotides. RefSeq lists its product as uncharacterized. The transcript has 5 exons. The annotation marks the transcript as partial. The record is from RefSeq and is a predicted model, not a curated record. NCBI's taxonomy places the organism in Eukaryota, Fungi, Ascomycota, Sordariomycetes, Magnaporthales, Pyriculariaceae.